Molecule: messenger RNA, 988 nt
Organism: Cuscuta epithymum
Lineage: Eukaryota; Viridiplantae; Streptophyta; Magnoliopsida; Solanales; Convolvulaceae
Source: the annotation of a GenBank genome assembly
GGAUCGGAGCUUGGCGGCGGGAAGAUGGUUACCUACAAAUUCCACCAGUACCAGGUCGUCGGUAGAGCUCUCCCGUCGGCGUCCGAUGAGCAACCUAAGAUUUACCGCAUGAAGCUCUGGGCCACUAAUGAGGUCCGUUCCAAGUCCAAAUUUUGGUAUUUCUUGAGGAAGCUGAAGAAGGUGAAAAAGUCCAACGGUCAGAUCCUAGCUAUUAAUGAGAUCUUUGAGAAGAAUCCAACAACCAUCAAAAACUAUGGGAUAUGGUUAAGGUAUCAAAGCAGGACAGGGUACCACAACAUGUACAAAGAGUUCCGUGACACAACCUUGAAUGGAGCAGUUGAGCAGAUGUAUACAGAAAUGGCUUCCCGUCAUCGGGUCCGCCAGCACUGCAUCCAAAUCAUCAAGACAGCCACUAUCCCGGCCAAGCUCUGCAAAAGAGAGAGCACCAAACAAUUCCACAACUCCCAAAUCAAGUUCCCAUUGGUCCUCAGGAAAGUCAGGCCUCCUAGCAGGAAGCUAAAGACCACCUACAAGGCUUCCCGUCCCAACCUCUUUGUUUAGUGAUUUUGUCGUUGGCUAAUGUUUUUUUAGUUGCUUAUUCAACCCCUUUUUGCAGAGAGGAAUGAUGUUUAAAGAAAAUUAUUGUUCGUCAACAGAAGUGUUCUGUGGAUUUUAAACAGACUAUGAAUCAUGUUACAAGUGACUUAUCUAUCAUUCACCUUAUGAAACUGGUAUACCCUGUGUGGGUCCUGUUUGUAUUUCAAAUUUCAAUGAACUAAAUUAUUUUCAUACAACUUCUACUCUUCAAGUCUUUGAUUCUUACGAAGUUACCACAUAAUUGCAUGUUCACUCAGUAAUCUUUGCUAAACUUAAUUAAGGGAUGUUUUUUCAUACCCCGUAGUAUAAUUUCAAGUUGCCUUGAAUUACAAGAGUAAUUUGGAUUUGCUUUUAUACUAUCUGAAUAUAUGAAGUUUACCUUGUGCUGAAA